AUGGGCAUCGGCAGAGGCAUGGCCGCGCCCUUGGGCUUCACCAUCGUCGUGGUCGCGGUGGUGUUGUCCACGCCCGGGGCAGGAUCCGCGGCGGUGGAUCAGGGCGGGCGGCCUUGCUGCUUCCACGCGUGCUUCGACCAGUGCGUGCUGCGCGACGAGUUCUGGUUCUGCCAGUUCUCCUGCUACCACAGGUGCGCCGCCGCCGGCAGCACGACGGUCCUAGGCCCAGGACGUGAUCGGGACUGCGAGCACUCGUGCGCUCUCUCGAUGUGCGGCCAGCUCCGGCCCGGCAGCAAGAUGAUGGCCGCGUGCCGGGACACCUGCCGGAAGAGCUACGCGGUCGCGGCGUGCAGGAGUAGCGCGGCUGCGUGA
Molecule: messenger RNA, 372 nt
Organism: Miscanthus lutarioriparius
Lineage: Eukaryota; Viridiplantae; Streptophyta; Magnoliopsida; Poales; Poaceae
Source: the annotation of a GenBank genome assembly